CACCCUCUCUGAUCUGCUUAGUCUCUACCUGUCCUCAGUCAGUGCCCAUUUCUGUCUCUUUGGGUCUGGUCUCUGUCUCUCCUGCUCUUUCUAGCUCUCUGUCUCUGUCGAUUUCUGGGAAAGCUAUUUUUCUGCCUUUUUCCUCAUGGCCCCUCUGCACUUCCCUGAAUCCAUGACCACCUCCUCUUGUGUUGGGGGUUGUGGGGGCAGCAGGGCCCAGCACCCAUAAUUCCCUCCCCCACAGGCGGCCCUUUCCUCGGGGCCCCACCUGGUGCCAGCCCCUCCACCAGUGGGGGGACUGCGCCUGGAAGCUGUCAUGGAGGCCCUGCAGAGGCAGCAGGCGGCCCGACUGGCCCAGGGGGUGGGGCCAUUGGCCCCUCCACGCCCACCACCGCCACCACAACUUCCCUUGCCUGGCCCCCGGACCCUGCAGGCCCCUAAGGGGGCCUUGGGGGAGGUUGGGGCUGAGGAAGAGGAGGGUGCUGAAGAGCAUGAGGAGGGAGAGGAAACCCGGGCAGAGGAGGUGGCAGCCGAGGAGAGCCGUCCAGGACCCCGGGGCCCCAGCUCACCUUCCAGCCAGCCACCUGGACCGCAUGCCCAUGAGUGGACCUACGAGGAACAGUUCAAACAGCUGUACGAGCUCGAUGCAGACCCCAAGAGGAAGGAAUUUCUGGAUGACCUGUUUAGCUUCAUGCAGAAGAGGGGGACGCCAGUGAACCGCGUGCCCAUCAUGGCGAAGCAGGUGCUGGACCUGUACGCGCUGUUCCGCCUGGUGACGGCCAAGGGCGGCCUGGUGGAAGUCAUUAACCGCAAGGUGUGGCGGGAGGUCACGCGCGGCCUCAGCCUGCCCACCACCAUCACCUCGGCCGCCUUCACUCUGCGCACCCAGUACAUGAAGUACCUGUACCCGUACGAGUGCGAGACGCGGGCGCUUAGCUCCCCGGGGGAGCUCCAGGCCGCCAUCGACAGCAACAGGCGCGAGGGCCGUCGGCAGGCUUACACCGCCGCCCCGCUCUUCAGCUUGGCCGGGCCGCCCCCUCGGGGCUCUCUGGGCCCCGCCUCCGGGCCCGGUUCGGCCCCGCCCGCGCCCCCCGCCGGACCCCGCCCGGCCCAGGGCUCAGCCUCCGGCCUGCCGGCGCACGCUUGCGCGCAGCUGAGCCCGAACCCCGUUAAGAAAGAGGAGAGUGGAAUUCCAACCCCUCGACUGGCACUGCCUGUGGGCCUGGCCUUGGGACCUGCACAGGAGAAGUUGGCACCAGAGGAGCCCCCAGAGAAGAGGGCUGUGCUGAUGGGACCCAUGGACCCACCUCGACCUGGCGCACCCCCCAGUUUCCUGCCCCGUGGCAAGGUUCCCCUGAGGGAAGAGCAGCUGGAUGGGCCUCUCAAUCUGGCGGGCAGUGGUAUCAGCAGUAUCAACAUGGCCCUAGAGAUCAACGGGGUGGUCUACACUGGCAUCCUCUUUGCCCGCCGCCAGCCUGUGCCAGCUUCCCAGGGCCCAACCAACCCUGUACCCCUGCCCCCUACAGGGCCCCCUUCCAAUGCCUCACCCUGAGAGCUCCCACUUGGAAUUAAGAGUUCCAGCCCCACUGCUGAGGGGUGACCACUUCCCCCCCGUGCCACAUGGACUUGAAGCCUAAGAGUUUUCUUUUGAUGUUACAUCUACCUCAUUGUAAAGGGAGGGCAUCUCCUCCCUGGCCAACUCCAGCAGCAUCUACCAAAGAGUUCUGCCCCCAGUAACCCCCAUCAUCUCCUCAUGUGCCCCCAUGUCAUUGUCAUCUC
Messenger RNA from Diceros bicornis minor, 1779 nucleotides. It is a transcript of the gene ARID3C, whose product is annotated as AT-rich interaction domain 3C. Gene Ontology annotation, molecular function: DNA binding. Gene Ontology annotation, biological process: regulation of transcription by RNA polymerase II. The record is from RefSeq and is a predicted model, not a curated record. Gene Ontology annotation, cellular component: nucleus. Lineage: Eukaryota; Metazoa; Chordata; Mammalia; Perissodactyla; Rhinocerotidae.